AAUCUGCCAGGCCAUUCGAGCCAUUCGAACCGUCUGCUCCCAACCUCAGGUCCUCAGCAGCAGCAUCUGAACGGAGUCGAACAUGGGAAUUGAUAUCUCAUUCGUUACUCAUGAUCUGCACCAUCUCUACACUACGCGUGCAGGUAAGUGUCUGAGGGAGGACUGUGCCAGCUGAAGACGCAGUCAUUGUCUCACUAGACUGGAGCACUGGGGCUCUUUGGAGGUAUGUAUGGCUUCCAGCGCCGUUGAUGGUUGUUGUCGAUGCCGCUGUCGCCGCGGUCGCCUUGGUCGUCGCGAUCAUGGCAUGGUAAAAGAUGGAAAACCGGCAGGUCGGGUAUCGACGUAAGGUGCUCCGCCCCGGUCUGGACCUUUGUUCCGGGGGGCUGUUCACCUUGGCCGGGACAUGGUCGGGCAUAUUGCGUCUCACGGCAUCGAAUCGAAUCGGUCGCCAUGAGCCUCCUGAUUGCUUACCUAGCCUGCAAGGCAACCCGACGGUCUGGCCGAUGCGCAGCUGGGUUUUGGUUUUGGUUUUGGUUUUGUCAGUGGUGUUUUACCUUUUUUGAACCGGAGGUUUAUAGCGGUCGGGUUGUAGGUUGCCUGCCGACCAUUACAGGUACAUGUGUACUUCCAAGACUGCACACAGACGACGGGAGGGGCUGUGGGGGCUACCUCCACCUGGGUGGUUUGAUUCGACAAAGGUUUCGUUUCAGACUUCAGUAGUCUUUACAUACCCCGACUUUCAUCCAUCUGGUA
Messenger RNA from Neurospora hispaniola, 753 nucleotides. RefSeq lists its product as uncharacterized. Lineage: Eukaryota; Fungi; Ascomycota; Sordariomycetes; Sordariales; Sordariaceae. The record is from RefSeq and is a predicted model, not a curated record. The transcript has a single exon. Bases 262 to 720 code for a protein of 152 amino acids.